GAAAGUUCGCUUUUUCGCAACGGGUUUGCCGCCAGAACAGAGGUGUCGUGAAAACUACCCCUAAAAGCCAAAAUGGGAAAGGAAAAGACUCAUAUCAACAUUGUCGUCAUUGGACACGUAGAUUCGGGCAAGUCCACCACUACUGGCCAUCUGAUCUACAAAUGCGGUGGCAUCGACAAAAGAACCAUUGAAAAAUUUGAGAAGGAGGCUGCUGAGAUGGGAAAGGGCUCCUUCAAGUAUGCCUGGGUCUUGGAUAAACUGAAAGCUGAGCGGGAACGUGGUAUCACCAUUGAUAUCUCCUUGUGGAAAUUUGAGACCAGCAAGUAUUAUGUGACUAUCAUUGAUGCCCCAGGACACAGAGACUUCAUCAAAAACAUGAUUACAGGGACAUCUCAGGCUGACUGUGCUGUCCUAAUUGUUGCUGCUGGUGUUGGUGAAUUUGAAGCUGGUAUCUCCAAGAAUGGGCAGACCCGAGAGCAUGCUCUUCUGGCUUACACACUGGGUGUGAAACAACUAAUUGUUGGUGUUAACAAAAUGGAUUCCACUGAGCCACCCUACAGCCAGAAGAGAUACGAGGAAAUUGUUAAGGAAGUCAGCACUUACAUUAAGAAAAUUGGCUACAACCCCGACACAGUAGCAUUUGUGCCAAUUUCUGGUUGGAAUGGUGACAACAUGCUGGAGCCAAGUGCUAACAUGCCUUGGUUCAAGGGAUGGAAGGUCACCCGUAAGGAUGGCAAUGCCAGUGGAACCACGCUGCUUGAGGCUCUGGACUGCAUCCUACCACCAACUCGUCCAACUGACAAGCCCUUGCGCCUGCCUCUCCAGGAUGUCUACAAAAUUGGUGGUAUUGGUACUGUUCCUGUUGGCCGAGUGGAGACUGGUGUUCUCAAACCCGGUAUGGUGGUCACCUUUGCUCCAGUCAACGUAACGACUGAAGUAAAAUCUGUCGAAAUGCACCAUGAAGCUUUGAGUGAAGCUCUUCCUGGGGACAACGUGGGCUUUAAUGUCAAGAAUGUGUCUGUCAAGGAUGUUCGUCGUGGCAACGUUGCUGGUGACAGCAAAAACGACCCACCAAUGGAAGCAGCUGGCUUCACUGCUCAGGUGAUUAUCCUGAACCAUCCAGGCCAAAUAAGUGCUGGCUAUGCCCCUGUGUUGGAUUGCCACACGGCUCACAUUGCAUGCAAGUUUGCUGAGCUGAAGGAAAAGAUUGAUCGCCGUUCUGGUAAAAAACUGGAAGAUGGCCCUAAAUUCUUGAAGUCUGGUGAUGCUGCCAUUGUUGAUAUGGUUCCUGGCAAGCCUAUGUGUGUUGAGAGCUUCUCAGACUAUCCACCUUUGGGUCGCUUUGCUGUUCGUGAUAUGAGGCAGACAGUUGCGGUGGGUGUCAUCAAAGCAGUGGACAAGAAGGCUGCUGGAGCUGGCAAGGUCACCAAGUCUGCCCAGAAAGCUCAGAAGGCUAAAUGAAUAUUAUCCCUAAUACCUGCCACCCCACUCUUAAUCAGUGGUGGAAGAACGGUCUCAGAACUGUUUGUUUCAAUUGGCCAUUUAAGUUUAGUAGUAAAAGACUGGUUAAUGAUAACAAUGCAUCGUAAAACCUUCAGAAGGAAAGGAGAAUGUUUUGUGGACCACUUUGGUUUUCUUUUUUGCGUGUGGCAGUUUUAAGUUAUUAGUUUUUAAAAUCAGUACUUUUUAAUGGAAACAACUUGACCAAAAAUUUGUCACAGAAUUUUGAGACCCAUUAAAAAAGUUUAAUGAGAAAAAAAAAAAAAAA
Rhinopithecus roxellana (golden snub-nosed monkey) is the source of this 1768-nucleotide messenger RNA. Its product is annotated as elongation factor 1-alpha 1. Bases 73 to 1461 code for a protein of 462 amino acids. Gene Ontology annotation, biological process: translation; translational elongation. The transcript has a single exon. NCBI's taxonomy places the organism in Eukaryota, Metazoa, Chordata, Mammalia, Primates, Cercopithecidae. The record is from RefSeq and is a predicted model, not a curated record. Gene Ontology annotation, molecular function: GTPase activity; GTP binding; translation elongation factor activity.